AUGUCAAAAACAGUACCAAUAUCACCUCACCUCUCUCUGCUUGCUCUCAACCACACAGCCUCCCUGACGGCGGCGACCAGCGCGUCCUCCGCCGUUCCCGUAGGCGCGAUCGUCGGAGGGGUGGUCGGAGGAGUAGUCGGUCUCCUCGCGAUCGUCCUGCUGGUGGUGUACUUCUACCGACGACCAUCUCUACGUGCCCGCCGCCAAGACGAGGAGCUAUCAGCGCGCAUCGACCCAUUCCACGUGCCGCCGAAUGUGGGCUCCGCCGCCCCCUCCACGGUCGCCCUUACGCCGGCCGCGACACAGCAGCAGCCCGAGAAGGAUCCGCACGACCGGAGACGGCGGAAGCGGCGGAAGCGCACGAAGCCGCAGGCACAAGCCGCAGAGGGCCGCAUCGAUGCGUUCGAGCUCACGGACACGACGGGGUCGACGAACCCGUCGAGCAGCGGGAGCGGGAGUGGGAGUGGAAGUGGGGCUGGGAGCCAGCACGAACGGCUGCGCGGGCGAAUCGAGGAGACGGAGGGGCGGAUCCUGCAGUUGCAGCGGACACGUGUGCGCUCGAGGGAGCUGGCCGAGCUGCAGCGCGAGCUGCGUACCCUCAGGGAAGAGCUGGAGCGGAUGCGGGAGGCGCAGCGCAGGAGGAGGGAAAGGGAGGCUGUAGAUGAAGCGCUGCCGGAAUAUGCGGAGUGA
Messenger RNA from Postia placenta MAD-698-R-SB12, 690 nucleotides. RefSeq lists its product as hypothetical. The coding region runs from base 1 to 690 and encodes 229 amino acids. NCBI's taxonomy places the organism in Eukaryota, Fungi, Basidiomycota, Agaricomycetes, Polyporales, Adustoporiaceae. The record is from RefSeq and is a predicted model, not a curated record. The transcript has a single exon.